AUUCGAGGUGGCGCUGCUUUCAGCCCUGCAACCGCCAUAUUUGUUUGGCUGAAUGAAGCUUUACUGCGUUAAGUAAGCAUUUUUCGGUGAACGAGUUAACAACUCCUUCUAAAUUACACCCGCGACGGCUGAUAAAUAUUUAGGAGGGGUUACGAGCAAUAAGUCGCGGUCGACGAAAAAAAAGAGCAAGUGUGAGUCAAGGACGAAAGCUGGAGAAGCUAAAUAAAUUGAAACGGAAAUCGUUGGGUCUUAUCGACCCAAAAAAAAGAUCAAUCAUUGAUUCCGACGAGUCAACGGUGAUUAUGGGGGCGCAGGAGGAUGAUAAGUCCAGUAUUAUCGACGACCCCAAUUCAACAACGAACGGAGUUGGCGCUGGAGGAGCCACCGAUUUGCCGGCUAUUCAAAUUUUAACGCUCUUGGAAAAAGCUAAAUUUUAUACUUCGCUGUUUCUCGGUACAAUGGCGAUACUCGCGGUUUUUGGGUUCCUUUUUUUAAUACCUUUUGUCGUAGAACCCGCCAUCACCACGAUACUUGCCGAUUUUUCACCUCAUCCUGUUGCCUGUGUCGUUAGCGAACAUGUUUAUGCUGAGGGACUUAAAAAUUGCUCCUGGGCGAGUUGCAGAGAAGGUUGCACAAGCGCAGCGACGAGGUGUCACCAAUUGCGAGUUAAUUACUCCCGAAUGCCCUAUGACGAAUUUAUAACCAAGCCACUGGGUUCCGUAGCGUGGGAUGUUACUGACACGAAAUUUUACAUAAACACCGAAGGAUGCGGAUACCCUCCUCGAGUUAAUUGCUCGGUGUUUGCGAAAGAAUUUGGACGCAGUAAUAUGGGGAAAAUAAUUCCUUGCUUCUACAGUAGGACGUACCCUGGGACUGUUGUUUCUCGAUAUUCAUGGAAUCAAAACCUGAGGCACUUGGUACUAGCGAUAGUGAUACCGAUAUUAAUAUUCGUAAUAUCCUUGGCUGUGUUAUUUUAUUGGCAUUGCACACCAAUGAAGAGCUGCGGAGGCCCAGGUCGCAAUUUGAUCGAUAAAUAUUCGAGAAAAGAGGAUUGUACCCCUUUAUUGCAGCAUUCUAGCGGAAGACGAAUUCGAGGAAGACGAAGAGGAGUACUGAUUGUUACCGAGGGCUCACCCCCCAGCGCGGGAGUGACCCAAAGUGAUAACAGCAAUAAAAGUAACGAUAAUAAUAAAAACAACAAAUACCAAAUUAAUAAUAGUACUUUCAAAAGAAGCCAAUCAAAUUUAUUUAAAAUUAAUUUAUCUAAUUGGCCAAUAAUUGCUAAUUAUCAAGCAAUUAGAGUUUAGUUAUUUAAUUGUUAAUUAAUAGAAUUUAUUUAUAAUUGUUGAUAGGUUUUUUAUUUUUAAAUAAUAAAUGAUGUAAAUUUUAAUGAUAAUAGUUGUAAAGAUUUAAAAGACUCGAUCGUCUGCCAGUAAAUUAAUACGCAAUCGUUUAACGCGUUUAAUGCUAAAUAAUUUUAAAUAAAGUUUUUAAGGCCAUUUAUAUAAAUAAUCAAAUUUGGUCUUCUUUCUUUUUCAAUUAAGUAUUACUGAUUAUACAUUUAUUAUAUUCAAUUAUUUCCAAAUUUUUCGAAGCUCACCUUUUUAUC
Cotesia glomerata is the source of this 1609-nucleotide messenger RNA. RefSeq names its product protein tipE (gene Teh2). Gene Ontology annotation, molecular function: sodium channel regulator activity. Gene Ontology annotation, biological process: regulation of sodium ion transport. NCBI's taxonomy places the organism in Eukaryota, Metazoa, Arthropoda, Insecta, Hymenoptera, Braconidae. The transcript is spliced from 5 exons. The record is from RefSeq and is a predicted model, not a curated record. Bases 303 to 1307 code for a protein of 334 amino acids.